Ustilaginoidea virens is the source of this 2037-nucleotide messenger RNA. RefSeq lists its product as uncharacterized. The record is from RefSeq and is a predicted model, not a curated record. The transcript is spliced from 3 exons. Bases 1 to 2037 code for a protein of 678 amino acids. Lineage: Eukaryota; Fungi; Ascomycota; Sordariomycetes; Hypocreales; Clavicipitaceae. Gene Ontology annotation, biological process: regulation of DNA-templated transcription. Gene Ontology annotation, molecular function: DNA-binding transcription factor activity.
AUGGCUGCCGCUUCCCCAGUACUGCCAUAUCCUAUCAACUUUCUUCCCGACUCGAUCAACAGUCCUGGCUACCUUCACCCCCGGAUCAGCCACCCAAACAUGAUGCCGAACCUCGGUGGCCAGCCGAGUGUUGCUCAUACGUUCGAUUCAUCCAACAACUGCCCCAAGUCAACUCUGCCAGUGUCUUCUCCCUUUGUUGCGUCCAAACCACCGGGAUCAGGCAAGCGUUGUAGGGAGCCGGUUGACCAAAAGGACCAGGCAUACGAUUCGCCGUUUCCAGAGGAGGAUGGACGGAAAAAGAGGUCAAGAGGUAGACCGAGACUCGACACCAAGGAUGAAACUGCUGCCGAUCGUCGACGGACGCAAAUCCGCCUCGCGCAGCGUGCCUAUCGUCAUCGCAAAGACACGGCCAUCACCACCCUGGAGCAACGUGUCAAGGAGUUGGAGCAAGCCAAUGAUGACAUGAGCAAGGAGUUCAAUGAUUUCUACGCUCUCCUCAUAUCGGAGCGUAUCCUCGACGCGGCCCCGCACGCCCUCCCGCGACUCUCUACCCUUGCUAACAAGAUCCUCAUCGCUGCUGAAAAAGCACAAGCCAGCAGGGGCGACGGCAGCUCAUCCGAAGACUGCGACGAAAACAUGGAGUCUGGUGUUUACGGAAACCAAAACCAAAUGCUUCACCACACCCAGCCCUCUGCCCCGCCCGCUUCAACUCGCGACUAUCAUCACCCCGAACCCAUGCGUCAAGCUGCUAUUCCGCCGCCUGCAUAUGCUGCAGCCGCCGUGACAACGGGAACUGCCACAAGCACCGUCCCAGGCGCGGUAUGCGACCCGCUGAUUCAUGUUCCGUCCUCGCUCCACUACGAAGUCGUGACGGCAGCCACACCGCAAAAUGCCAGCUUUCCUUUCUAUUCACCGAUGGACCCAACUGCCGCAGAGGAGUUCGAAUCACGGAUUACCCCAGGGCCGUCUCCGUACGAUACCAUUGCCGUCCCGUCGUCUUACUCGGACACUGAGCUCACCUUUGGGCGACGCCUGCAGCGUCAAUCAUUAGAGGGGGGGCUGCGUCUCAUUACGAUGCCAAGUCCGCCACCGGAAAAGUUCGCUUCGGUAUUCGGCUUCUGUCUGUUCUUCGAGUCAAAGGAGAAUAUAAUCAGGCGCCUGCAGCUUUCGUUGAGUCGCAGCCAGCAUGAGGACCUGAGCAACUGGUCGAGCCCUUUCACCAAUCUCGGCGGUGCUGGUACUUUUUUCCAGGACCAUGCCUCUACCAAUGGUCGUCUCAGUGGCAACACGGGAGCCCUGCCGCUCGGGAAUCAGGGAAUUGUGUCAUAUGGCAAGCCGCAGGAGAUGACAGGCAUGUCCAUGGGCCCCUGGGGGCCAGAAGUGCAGGCUACGAGGGACUCACGAAUCGACUACGGCGCCGAUGGAAGGAUGCAGAUGAUGCUGGCUGGGUUUGAGGGCGACUUUUUCGACCCCGACGAGGUGGAAACAUAUCUGCGACAGAUAGGCAUCUAUAUCCCCCAGCGAGCUGAAUUCGUGGAAGCAGAGGUCGACCUGCAAGACCUCGGCAUGGACGAGGCCAUGCCGAAAUCCAAGAUCUUUGAUUUGAACGGUCAGCAGUCAACCUUUGGAAGCGCUGAUUCCGGUUACGGCGGUAGCAGCCACAGCGCUGUGUGGACGACCAACAGCAACGGGUCUGUUUCGGGGGCCAUGGACUCGUCGUGUUCGUCAAACCAUCACACGAUGAUGGCAUCUCAUAUGACGAGCGGGCGAGAAGGAAGCGGGUUUGGCAGCGCAUCGAGCGGAGGAGAGCGCGAUCACGGCAUGAUGUUGAUGAUACCUGGUGGACAGAACCACAUGUGGCCGCAAUCGCGCUCCCCGACGUGGCCUGCCAAGAUUAGCAUUUCUUUGAACGUGAACUGGUUAAUUUCAGAACUGGCCAAGAGCUCGGUUUGCUUGGGAAGAACUCCUGGUGUUCGCAGGAAAGACAUUGGCAAUGCCCUCAAGAUUGCCGCGGGUCUCGUGCCCUCACCUGCAUGA